Molecule: messenger RNA, 1443 nt
Organism: Helicoverpa zea (corn earworm)
Lineage: Eukaryota; Metazoa; Arthropoda; Insecta; Lepidoptera; Noctuidae
Gene: mRpS5
Product: 28S ribosomal protein S5, mitochondrial
Exons: 7
Coding region: 109-1386 (425 amino acids)
Biological process (GO): translation
Cellular component (GO): ribosome
Molecular function (GO): RNA binding; structural constituent of ribosome
Source: RefSeq, a predicted model, not a curated record
GAAAUUUGUCACUGUCAAUCUGUCAAGAGAUGAAUGGGACAUCGGCUUGCUAAUUAAUUAAAAAAUAUUAACAAAAUAAAAGAAACAGAGGAUUAACUCUGUUUCAAAAUGUCUGUAAAAUUAUUCUCGCUUGGAAACAUUUUGAGCAGACCUAUAAGUAUUCUUUUGAAGCAAAACAAUGUAACACCUAACCUUAAAACUACGUUCAGCACUUCGUCUGUUGCUUGUGUGAAUUUUUUCAACAAAUUGCCUGCAGAAAAGCUGUGGAAGUCAGUGACAUCCGUAAGUAAUGCUGGUGCCAAGAAGGGUCGUGGUAGAGGAGCGGGACGCAUCCGUAUCCGCGAUUUGAACCGCGGUCAGGUGAUUGGAGUUGGCAAGAUAAACAUGCUAUGGCCUGGUUUGUCUGCACCUGUAAUUAGAGGCAGAGAGCUUCUUAAACAGCAAAGACUACCUGACGACCAAGAAAGACUUGAAAAACUAAUUAAGAUCAGAGAUUCAAUGACAAAGUUCCGGCGCCUCAAACUCAGUCCUAUAGAGAGAGGUUGGUCUGGCACUAAAUUGCCAGGUCGCAGCCUUGGACCCCCUGAUCCUAUCGGAGAAGAUGAAUUUAUUGGGUUUGACACAAAAAUCUUGCAGUUGAGGUCACUUCUGAUCAUGAAGGGAAGUCUUGGUCGUACAAGAAACUUUCAGGCAAUGGUUGUCACUGGCAAUGGACAAGGACUGGCUGGGUUCGGUAUUGGUAAAGGAAAGGAAGCACCAGCUGCAUUGAGGAAGGCUAAGAACAGGGCUGGCCAGAAACUCAUGCAUUUUGAAAUCUACAAUGGGCACACAAUUUUCCAUGAUUUCUACACAGCAUUUGGAAAAACUAAAAUAUUUGUUCAGAAAAAGAAUGAAGGCUAUGGUUUGAAGUGCCAUAGAGCUAUCAGAGAAAUCUGCCAAGCUAUUGGCAUCAAAGAUAUGAGAGCCAAAGUUGAAGGGUCAAAUAAUUUGCAGCAUAUUGUUAAGGCUUUCUUCCUUGGUCUUUUGCAACAGAGAACUCACCAGCAACUGGCUGAAGAGAAAAAACUGCAUUUAGUGGAAUACAGAGCAGAAAAUGAAUACUUCCCGAAAGUAGUUGCCAGCCCUUCUGAAGUCAGGACAAAAGACCAAGUACAAAAGAAUGAGACCCUUGAUUUCACACAGUAUGUCAUGAACGACAAAGUCAUAUUGAAAAAGAAGAAGUUCCCACCUUUCUAUGAGAAAAUGCCUCACUACCAGAUAUAUCUUAAAAAAUACGAGAAGUACAGAAACCAUGAGAAGAUCAGACGCAACCUGAAGGUAGAGUAUGGUGAGGUCAAGAGCUUCCUCAGUGACAAAUACCCUGAAAAGGCAGAGCAGGAAGCUUAGAUAUAGUUAAAGUGUAAAUAGUUGUUAGAAAAUAAAUAAAACAAAUGUAUGUUGCAA